Messenger RNA from Ectocarpus siliculosus, 4164 nucleotides. The record is from the annotation of a GenBank genome assembly. NCBI's taxonomy places the organism in Eukaryota, Phaeophyceae, Ectocarpales, Ectocarpaceae.
AUGGCGUCGACACCUGCAACGAGCAACAGCGGUGGUGAUGGCACCUUCCCCGUGCUUGGCCUGCUUCCCAAGCAGGAGACGGAGGCUUGGGAGUUUCUCAAGGCGAACCCGCAGCUCGAUGGCAGGGGCGUGAAGGUGGCUAUCUUCGACACAGGCGUCGACCCGGCCGCCAGCGGGCUUCAGGUGUGCCCGGACGGUAGCCCCAAGGUGCUCGACAUCGUCGACUGCACGGGAUCCGGGGACGUGGACACCUCCACCGUGCUCAAGGGGGGCUCCGUGACUACCGCUGCCGACGGCGUCCGCGAGAUCAAGGGGCUCUCUGGCAGGACCCUCCGCCUCAACCCCAAGUGGACCAACCCCAGCGGGGAAUGGCGCGUGGGCAUCAAGCGCGCCUACGGGCUGUUCCCGAAGCUGCUGGUGACGCGGGUCAAGGCCGAGCGGCGCAAGGAUUGGGACAAGAAGCACCUCGCAGCGGAGGCGGCUGUUGCCCGCGAGAUCUCGGCGUGGAAGGCGACGCACCCCAACCCCAACCCCACGGACAAGAAGUUCCUGCUGGACCUUGAGGCGAGGGCGGCGCACCUGGAGGAGAGCAAGGCCAGCCUUGACGACCCUGGGCCGCUGCACGACUGCGUUGUGUGGAAAGGAGGAGGCGGUGUUGAGGGCGGCGGGGAGGAGGAGAGGUGGUGGGCGGCGGUGGACACCAAGGAGGACGGGGAUCUUACUCAAGCCGUCGCCAUGACGGACUUCGACAAGCUGCGGCAGCACGGUCGUUUCAGCGACGUGGCCUGCCUCAACUUCGGCGUGCACGUGUACGACGACGGGAACGUUCUGUCCAUCGUCGUCGACGCCGGGGCGCACGGGACUCACGUAGCAGGUAUCGUGGCCGCCUACUACCCGGAGGACCCUGAAGCUAACGGAGUGGCGCCGGGGGCACAGAUCGUCUCCCUCAAGAUCGGGGACUCUCGUCUGGGUUCGAUGGAGACCGGCGUCGGCGUCGUGCGCGCGGUGACCGAGGCCGUGAGGAUGGGGUGUGACGUCAUCAACAUGAGCUACGGGGAGGCGGCGGCCCUGUGCGACAGUGGGAGGGUCUCCGACGUGGUCCGUGACGCGUCCAUCAAGCACGGCAUCUUGUUCCUUGGGUCGGCCAUGAACGCCGGCCCGGCUCUUACUACCGUCCAGGCCCCGGGGGGAUCAACCCGGGGCUUGAUGGGCGUGGGCGCUUACGCGAGCCCUAGUUUGAUGUCGGCCUCCUUUUCUAUGAGGGAAACCCUCGAGGGCGGAAACUUCACGUGGACCAGCGCAGGGCCCACCGCCGACGGCGACAUCGGCGUGAGCGUGAUGGCUCCCGGAGGCGCCAUCUCCCCCGUACCCAACUGGACUCUGCAGAAGAAGCAGCUCAUGAUGGGGACCAGCAUGGCCAGCCCCAACUGCGCCGGCGUGGUGUCGCUGCUGCUCUCGGGCAUGAAGCGGAAGUUUCCCGGCAAGAAGUUCAGCGUGCACAGGGUACGAAGAGCGCUGGAGAACACGGCGAAACGCCUGCCGGCGUUGGAGACCCUCGUGCAGGGCCAGGGGCUGGUCCAGGUGGCGGCCGCGUUCGAGUACUUGUCCAAGCACGCCCUCGAUGACAGCGAGGACGUGGAAUACAAGGUGACGGUGUCCGGCGGGAAGCGCGGGGUGUACCUGCGGCAGCUGGACGAGGUGACAAGGAAGACCCAGUGGGCCGUGACGGUCAAGCCCGUGCUGCACGAAGACGACCACAACGACAAGAGGACGGAUUUCGAGAUGAGGCUACGGCUUUCUUGCAACGGAGACUGGGUGGAGUGCUCGUCGGACCUGGAGCUGCUGCACAGCGGCCGCGCCUUCGUGAUCGCCGUGGACCCUACCAAGCUCGCCCCGGGCCUCCAUUACACGUGCAUUGAAGGCCUUGCGCCACAAGCCAAUCCGAAAGCGACUAGGCUAGGUUUCCAACUACCGCUGCGCAGAGCGACCGGCUUCUUUUCGCUGCCAGGGUACGAUGUGGCUUCCCCCGGGAAGGGCCCCAUGUUCCGUGUGCCGUUGACGGCUCUCAUCCCCACCAAGCCGGAAUACCUGACAGUCCCGAAGGGGGGUUUGACGGCGCAGCUCGUCGGGCCGGGGGACGAUGGUGCUGCGUACGGACCGGGCAAGGUGGUCCGCAGAUUUAUCCACCCCCCCCACGGGGCCUCGUGGAUGGACAUCGAGGUGAAGGACUGCAGGGAAGCCGCCGAAGCACCGGACGGAACCAGGAGGAUGAUGGUCCUGCACUGCGUGCAGCUGCUGCCGCAUACACCUCACAGAGAUGCCGAGUGCCACAAGUACAUGAACAUGAACCCUGGGCAGAAAGAGGUGCACUCGAUGAGGCUGGAGCCCUGUGCAGGGGUGGAGGUAAGCCUCGCUCAAAACUGGAGUGCUAUCGGGCCAACUUCGGCCGAGGUCAGCGUCACCUUCCGAGGCGUUUCUCCUUCGCCGGAUGUCAUCCGGCUCCAUGGGGGCUCUUCCCAUGCACAGGUGGUCGUCUCGGCGCCGCUGUCGAUGCAGGAGCUUUUACCUUCGGCGUCCCUGAACAAGUGGUGCACGCUCGUAGCCCCCUCGAAGGGUACCAUCUCCGCCCUCGGGCCGCGUGACGUCACCCCAGACGGCAGGCAGACGUACGGCCUGCUACUGGAAUACUCGUUCAAGCAGGCGGACGCCGGGGAGGUGACCCCUCGGCUGGCGGCACUGAACGGCUACCUCUACGACAGCGCCUACGAGGCGCAGAUGUGCAUGAUCUUCGACUCGAACAAGAAGCUGCUGGCGGUGAACGACUGCUGGCCGGAAGCCACCAAGCUGGCGAAGGGGGAACACACCGUCAGGGUGCACGUCAGGCAUCCGGACCAAUCAGCGCUGAAGAGGCUCAAGUCCCACCCCCUCAUGCUCAUCCGCAAGCUUUCCAGCAGCCUGGCUGUGCCCGUGCACGCGACCGUGAUCGGCGUCUCGACAGCGGCCAAGGCUCCUCCGGCUCUCUGCCUCGACAAGGGGCACUCGGCGGCGUACUUUUUCGCGGAGCCCAACCAGGAAAAGCUCCCCAAGGGAGUCAAACCCGGCGACCUGUUCACCGGCACGGCUUCCUACGUGCGCAACAAGACCAACGGAGGGGGCGACGGCAAGAGGCCCGGAGGGUACCCCAUCUCCUACAUCGCGGGCCCCGCUGCCCCGAAGGCCGCCGAGGCUUCCCAAGAUACCGCAACUCCCGCCCCCUCGGACAAGGGGGGCGGCGGCAAGGAGGGGGAGGCAGCCGCCGCCGGAGCCCCCGCUACGGAGACGGAGAAGAUGCUGGACGCCCUCCGAGACUUGCGUGUGAAGCACCUGGAGAACUGCAAGGCCAAGACGGCCGAGGCCUUCCAGGAGUUGCACAACACCGCCAAGGACCAGAUUCGAGCGGAUGGCCGCACCGAUCCGGACACGUUCCUGCCGCUGCUGCUGGCCAGGCUGCACUUCCUCGACAGGGAAGGCGUGAGGCGGGGGGUGGAGGCGGAGAAGGCGACGGAAGGGGCGGGGUCGGACACCGGCGACGCGGGAGGUGCUGGUGAAGGGAGAGGAAGCGGCGGUGUUGCAGGGGGGGGUGAGAAGAAGAGAAAGGAUGCGGAACUGGCGGCUUUGAGGGCGGUGGUCGCCGCAGCGGAUGACGUCGUCACCACCAUUGAUCAGGCUGAGGUGGCCAAGCAGUUCGGCACAAACGUGGACACGGAAGACUCCGGCAUGGUCACCGCCCGGAAGGAGUUCGACGAGAAGAAGAAGGCGUUGGCGGAUGCGUUCGCGAGGAAGGCCCGCGCUCUUGCUGACGUGGAGGAUAUUCUCGGAGAAUCCGAGAUGACCAAGGCUAGCAGCCCCUUCCUCGCGGCUUACUCUGACCUCCUACGGUGGGCUGAUGUUGGAGAAGACAAGCACGCCAAGGUGUCUCUUGCUUUCCUCCGCCGCAAGAGGCGCCUGGGCAUGAUGGUCAAGCUUCUCUCCAAGCUCAUCUCCUCCUCCUCCAAGACGGUUUCCAAGGAAGAGGCGUCGACAGCACGGGCCAAGGUGUUCGAGGAGCUUGGAUGGGAUCACCUAGUGGAGGGAGACAAGAAGUGGGCGGUGCUGGGGCACCCGAAGUCCUUCGCUCUGUUCUAG